Capsicum annuum is the source of this 725-nucleotide messenger RNA. Its product is annotated as xyloglucan endotransglucosylase/hydrolase protein 22-like. The record is from RefSeq and is a predicted model, not a curated record. The transcript is spliced from 3 exons. Gene Ontology annotation, biological process: xyloglucan metabolic process; cell wall biogenesis. The annotation marks the transcript as partial. Lineage: Eukaryota; Viridiplantae; Streptophyta; Magnoliopsida; Solanales; Solanaceae. Gene Ontology annotation, molecular function: xyloglucan:xyloglucosyl transferase activity; hydrolase activity, hydrolyzing O-glycosyl compounds.
AUGUUGCUGCAGCUCUCUAUUGUUGCAAUUUUGUUUCUAUGCCCUGCAUGGGCUGAAAAUUUCUACCAAGACGUGACGGUCACGUUUGGUGACCAGCGAGCUCAGAUACAAGAUGGCGGGCGCGUACUCGUCUUGUCCCUUGACAAAAAUUCAGGUUCUAGAUUUCAAUCCAAGAAUGAAUAUUUAUUCGGAAGGUUUGACGUGCAGCUCAAACUAGUACCUGGAAAUUCUGCUGGCACUGUUACAACAUUCUACUUGACUUCUCAAGGAGCAGGGCACGAUGAAAUUGAUUUCGAGUUUCUUGGAAAUUCAUCAGGACAGCCUUACACGGUUCACACCAACGUUUACUCUCAGGGUAAAGGAAACAAAGAACAACAGUUUCGUCUAUGGUUUGAUCCCACCUCGUCGUUCCACACCUACUCUAUUGUCUGGAACUCGCAACGCAUCAUAUUUUUGGUGGAUAAUAUCCCAAUAAGAGUGUACAACAACGACGAAGCACUUGGUGUUGCAUUCCCAAAGAAUCAAGCAAUGAGAGUUACCGCGAGUCUAUGGAAUGCUGAUGACUGGGCAACACAAGGAGGGCGGGUGAAGACGGACUGGUCCAUGGCUCCAUUUACAGCUUCAUACCGGAAUUUCAAUACUAAUGCUUGUGUUUGGUCAGCUGCAACGUCUACUUCGUCUUGUGGAGGCUCCAAGACUGACUCAGUGAACAAUGUUCAGACAUG